Dermacentor andersoni is the source of this 2714-nucleotide messenger RNA. RefSeq lists its product as uncharacterized. NCBI's taxonomy places the organism in Eukaryota, Metazoa, Arthropoda, Arachnida, Ixodida, Ixodidae. The record is from RefSeq and is a predicted model, not a curated record.
CGCUCUUGGUGGGUACGGGCGACAGAUAAAGACCAUCAUCAUCGCAACAAUGUACCGGUGUCAAUGUCAAUGCAUGCAAGCAGUUUAAAAUACUAUCAUUUUUCUUCUGCUGCGGAAGAGCGAAUCAAAAGUAGAUUACGUCCCGCACUCUACACGCACUAAAUCGAGGGCACACAAGAAAGUGAGGAUGCCCUGAAUACAGUCGGCGUUCAUUAGAUGUCUUUCUACAAACAGCUGCGAUUCCUUGGCUCCUGCAUAAGUAUACCUUGCCAUUUCCGCAACAAAGAAACGAAAACGAAGUUACCCGAGCAACUACGAACGUGGCCAGUGCGAGCAAUUUCGUACACUGAUCCCCGCCACAGAAUGUCCUCGCCCUUGACUGCAGCGGCGAGGACAAUAAUUUCACCUACACAGCCACCUUUUGUAAACACAUCCGUACACUCGCACCGCAUCACCACAGCCUGCGGCAGCAAAUCAAGUCAAAACACACUACCAGACGCCGGGACAUUCGUUUUUGCAUAUGUAGUGCAUGCUUUAUUUACUAAUAAUAACACUAAUAUGAUAAAAUACUAAUAUUUUAAUACUAAUUAUUUACUAAUAAUAACAAAAGCAGGAACACUGAUAAAAGCACAGAAAGAAAUUACAAGUGUCGUGACCUCAAAAAAAGAAAAGAAAAGAAAAAGGCCCCAUGGUAUCCAAUCCCUUCAUAAUAAAGAAGGUUACUGUUAUGUUCCACUCAAAAUGGCAGAGUGGCAUUUGGCGACGUUUAUAUGAAUGAGCGGUCACCUGCGAUUCGCUUGCGCUGGGAGGCACUUGUGUUCGGAGUUUUCGUCACGUUAUGGUUUGCGCGCCAGUCCGCUAUGAAGGGGCCAAGCAAUACGCCCAAGCAACCAUCAUCAUCACCUCAAUCACCAGUAAAGUUGCUGGCUGUGGCUUGACUAAGGGCAGGCCAGUCCGAGAGAGCAUUGGUAAAACGCUUGGCAGCAAUACACAGGCAGGGACCAUCAUGCGAUGAUGAGGGCGCGAUUUGCUCCCAAUGUGAUCGACAACGAGGAUGACGAUUCAGACUCAGGCUUCUCGACGAGUCCAUUGCAACCGCAGCCAGGGUCUGCCGUCAACGGUAAAGUGCUCCUUCUGGCGGUCGUACUGUCAGUAGUCGUGAGCACCGUCACUACGCUGACAUUCGCCCUCACCCACCGCUCCAGAGGCACCGCUACAGGGGCAGCAAACGCUUCUGCCGAAACGACGCGCAUGGUAGCGCAGCAGAUGUGCCCCGCACAGCCCAUGUGCCCCGGCACCCUCAACCCAUGUGCUCCCGGCCAGGCUUGCCCAACGGCUCCUGGCGUAAAUCCGUCGGGGCCGGUGGCACCACCCUAUGGACUGGCGGCCAUGUUCCAAACCGGUGACGACCCUCCUUUGGACAGCGUACCCUACGGUCAGUAUCUACAAGAUCAACAGGUUCCGCCGCCUCAGCCGGCGCCACAGCCUCAGCCGGCGCCACAGCCUCAGCCGCCACCACAGCCGAAUCCAGCGUAUCCGCAGCAACAGCCGAAUCCGGCACAAGAACCGAAUCCGCAAUAUCCGGGGCAACAGCCGAAUCCGGCGAAUCCGGGGCAACAGUGGCAGCCUUGUCCUGCCAGCGGGCUCUGCCCGGUCUUCAACGCGCCAUGCACUGCGGGGACGCUAAUGUGCCCGAGCCCAACGACGUGUCCUGCGACGCCGUACUGCCCCAACACCAUUACCGCAUGCACGCCGAACACGCCGUGCGCGGCGGCUGCGGCAGCAGCACCGCACGGUGGUCCGCCGCCGCAACCCGGCUAUCCGCCGCAGAAUCCUGCUCCUCCGCCGCACCAGAAGCGUCGGCGGAGCGGGCGGAAGGAACAUAAGCUGAGGCACCAGAAACACCUGCGAAACCAGCACGGCGAGCGGCUGCGGAAACCCGAGACAACGCAGCCUUCCGAGGACGGGGACUUAGAAGUGUCGCGUAGCGCAGGCUUAGGGAUGCACCACGAUGAGGCCAGCAAGCAGGAGAGCCCCAGCACACAGCCUAUCGUCGCGGGCCGGCGUUGCCACGAGGGCGACCAGUGCGACGACGGCCGGUCCUGUCCCUCGCGCGGAAGGUGCACCGGGGAUGGCCGCGAAUGCGACGCCGACCACGCCUGCAGAGGCGGCGAUGAGGACGGCGGCGAGUGCGAGCGCCGCUGCCCCGUUAAAGGUCCCAAGGAGGCGCGCCGACAUCACAAGGGCCACGCCCCGACGACUACUUCCUCUGGUCUCCCAGAGGUCUCUCACCACAAGUCAAAAACACAGCAUGAAGCAGGAAAAACAACCCCAACGGCAGAGGCAAGCGCACAGCAGAAGACCUCAGAAAGAAACAAAAGUCAUUAGUCAUUUGUUGACCUCAUGGAAAAGACAAACGCAGGCUGUGCAAAAGCUGAACUUGGUGCUUUCCACCUUUCCUGUCUCCAGUUUUCCUCAUACACAUACAGCCUGAAGUGCAGCUGUACGCCAGAACUCAGGCCAUGCCUCGCUGCAAGCUGCACUGGAGGCUCUGUCAUCAAUGCCGACACUCAUUCUAAUUUUCAUCAUCACACACAAACACUUUCGUCAUCCAUCUUAAUUUAUCAUGGCACCAAAUAAAGCUCAGCAUCAAGGGCCCAUUCCACAUCCUACAUUGUGAGGUGCGCUCUGGGUGCAGCUAGUGUAGAAGGCAA